AGGCUAAACAUACCCAGCUCCCUAAGCUGUUCCUCAUAAGGCAUCGUUUCCAGGCCUUUGACCAUUUUGGUUGCCCUCUUCUGGACACGUUCCAGCUUGUCAGUAUCCUUCUUGAACUGUGGUGCCCAGAACCCAGAAAUCAUUGCGAGUUAAACGUGCGUAAGGUGCGAUUGUACUUUAUGUGCUCUAGGUCCAGAACCAGCAGCUGGGUUUUCGUUUGUUUCUUUGGUUUCUGUGUGUUUUUGCCAUGAGCUGCCUCUUCCCUCUGGGAAUGCAGCAGACGGGCAAAUAUGCUUCUAUGUGAUAUGGAGCCAAGGCCAAGCCGCCUGUGCCGUCGCUAUCGAUCUCUUGCGGGAGCCUCGUGGGCAAAAACAGACAGCUGGGGGUGGGCGGGCACUGCAUUUAGGAUCCCGAGGCCUCGAGGAAUCAAUAUUUACAGAAGCUGAUCCCAAGUGUUGUGUCUUUCCUGGCUUGGUUUGGAGGACAGGAAAUCUUUCUUUCCAAGGGAUGAUUUUCACGCUUGAGGCUUAGAUUCUUUCUCUGCCUAUAUGUGUGUGUGUAUCAGAUCUGCAAAUCUCUCUAUUUAUACCCUGCUUGUCAGUUCAAAUAACAGAAGCACAAAAAGAAAAAAGCAGUGCAAUAUAUCUGGAAGGGACUUGAAUCAGGUUUGAUGUCACCGUCUGCCCUGCGUGGUUUGUCGCCAUGGCCGACACAAUCUUUGGCAACGGGAACGACCAGUGGGUCUGCCCCAAUGACAGGCAGCUAGCAUUGCGGGCCAAGCUUCAGACCGGCUGGUCUGUGCACACGUUCCAAAGCAACCGGCAGAGGAAGAUGCAGGCGCUGAACUCGAAGGAGAUGGAAGUCAUCCUGGAAGUCGUCCGUCGGGCGGAGAAACUGGACGUUGUCGAACAGCAGAGGAUCGGGCGCCUGGUAGAGCGGCUGGAGAACAUGCGGAAGAACGUGAUGGGCAACGGCUUGUCUCAGUGCCUGCUCUGCGGGGAGGCUCUGGGGCUGCUGGGCAGUACGGCGGUCUUUUGCCAAGACUGCAAAAAGAAAGUCUGCACCAAAUGUGGGAUUGAAACCCUGAGCGCCCAGAAGCGGCCCGUCUGGUUCUGCAAGAUUUGCAGCGAGCAGAGAGAGGUUUGGAAGCGGUCCGGCGCCUGGUUCUACAAGGGCCUCCCCAAGUAUAUCUUGCCUUUGAAAAGCAGCGGCGGCAAAGCUUGCGAGCAGCCCUUGCGGCCUCGUCACCUGGAGCCGCCAGCGAUGGACGUCAAGGGGGUCUCUCCCCGUCAUUCCUUCACCUGGGCCAGAGGAAGAGUGGUCUCUAGUGAUAGUGACAGCGACUCUGAGUUCAGCUCGUCGAGUCUGGAUGACCGGUCUUUGCUCGCAGGAUCGAAGGGUUUCAAGAUCAGACAACGCCGAGUAGAAUCUGUGUCCAGCAGCGAAGUGGCCCGGACCCCCACCAGGACCCCCAGCCGCGCCUUGGGGAGCAUCUUGUCGGAAAGCCAGAGCAGCCUCUGCAGCGAGAGGGGGGGAGCCUUGAGCGCUACAGAGAGCUGCCACAGUGACCUCCCAGCGGAAGACGAAGACAGCGAUGCCGGCCGCGGCGUCUCUGGGAAAAGACGCCUUCUGUCAAGCCCGUGGCGUUGAUGGGGACCCAGCUCCUUCCUCCUGAGAGGUUUCCUCUAAACCGAUCCGCUGUGCAGAAGCCGGGCUUGGACUGUGUGACCCGGGACUUUGGGGGCGGGUGGGGAACCAAAGACACACGCCCGCCUUACUGACCUGAGCUUGCCACUGUGCAGAUGGUGAUGUGGCUGUGGCCGUCUGCCUGCUUUUGUCCUCCUGUUUUGUUUUUUCCUCCUCUGGUGAUAGAUGAAGAACUGGCACAGUCGAGGAACGAUCUUCUCCCUCUUCUUUUGGGAGACCCCUGCAAAGAAGCCAAGAACCCUCCUGUGACCAACUCUCUCCUUUGGCCUUUUGGAAUCGGGGUUCCCUGCAUUUUUGACCGCAUGCACUGAGAUGCUGGCUAGGAUGGCUUUCUCUUGGAAAGAGGGUCCUGCUGUUGAGUGGUUAGGGAGGAGGAGGAGGAGCCGUGUGGUGUGGCUGCAAUGCUUAGCUCUUUGUACAUGCCUUAAAAAUAUUUUGCAUCCUGGGAAAGGCAGUGAGUAUCAGUCCUGGGCGGAGAAUGGGCAUCGCACUGGGUCUCCCUCCUCUUGAAAGGCAGAGGGUUUAGGAUGGACGGGGAGGAACUAUGCCAUGUGGCCUCAUUCUGAGCUGAUUCAUCCCGCCUUCCGCCCAAUCACUGGGAGGCUUUUAGGACAGCAGUUUGGAAAGGAGAAAGAGGAUUGGCUGCAAGUGGGAGUACCCUCAUAUCUCACUUGCCCCCUCCCCCCAUGGGGAAUGCCUUCCCAAUUAAGUGUUUUGCAAUUGGGAUCUGCAACCGGAAGCUCUUAAGCCCAAAUCCAGCCCCUUAAGGAAUUCCAUCACAAUCAUGACAGCUCGUUUGGGGUUGGGAGGAUCGACCCCUGACGAAAAAUGUCCCUCUUGGAUCCCCCUCUCUCUGCAAAAUUCCUUGUUUGGUCUCUUGAGCCUGUAUGUUGCACACAGUGUGUUCCGCUCAUGUGGGAGGCUGUUUUUUUUAUUAAAAAAAAUAAAAUAAAAUUUAAA
Messenger RNA from Zootoca vivipara (common lizard), 2667 nucleotides. Lineage: Eukaryota; Metazoa; Chordata; Lepidosauria; Squamata; Lacertidae. The record is from RefSeq and is a predicted model, not a curated record.